Cucumis melo (muskmelon) is the source of this 1126-nucleotide messenger RNA. Its product is annotated as probable calcium-binding protein CML49. The record is from RefSeq and is a predicted model, not a curated record. The coding region runs from base 51 to 926 and encodes 291 amino acids. Lineage: Eukaryota; Viridiplantae; Streptophyta; Magnoliopsida; Cucurbitales; Cucurbitaceae. Gene Ontology annotation, molecular function: calcium ion binding. The transcript is spliced from 5 exons.
GAUCACAUUAUUUACAACUUGGAAUCAGUAAUUUCAACUUUUUUCUGAAAAUGUCAGGUUACCCAAAUCAACCUUCCGGUUACGGUUACGGCUACGGCUACGGCGGCACCGGUGGCUACGGAGCUCCACCACCGACUGCUCAGCCUUACAAUUCUUCAGCCUACGGCCAUCCACAGUCCCAGACUCAGCAGCCCUACGCUCCGGUGGCCGCGCCAUAUGGCGGACCGUCCGCACCGUACUCAGCUCAGGGCGAAAAACCGCCCAAGGACAAGCCUAAUCAGUCUUACGGCGGUGCCGGUGGUGGUCAUCAGUCCUACGGCGGAGCAGCUGGUGGUGGUCAUGGUUAUCCACCUCCUUCUGCUUAUGGAAACCCUUUUGCUUCACUCUUGCCAUCGGCUUUUCCGCCUGGUACUGAUCCGAGCAUCGUUGCUUGUUUUCAAGUAGCCGAUCAGGAUGGGAGUGGGUUUAUUGAUGAUAAGGAGUUGCAAGGUGUUCUGUCAUCGUAUAAUCAGAAGUUUAGCAUCAGAACUGUUCAUCUUCUCAUGUACCAUUUCACCAACACGAAUACCAGGAAGAUCGGACCUAAGGAGUUCAUUUCUCUGUUUUAUGGACUUCAGAGCUGGAGGGGUAUUUUCGAGAGGUUUGAUUCAGACAGAAGUGGAAAAAUUGAUUCCAAUGAGUUGCGAGAUGCACUUUUGAGUUUGGGCUUUGCAGUCUCACCAAUGGUCUUGGACUUGCUGGUGUCUAAGUUUGACAAAAGUGGUGGGAAAAGCAAGGCCAUUGAAUACGAUAAUUUUAUCGAGUGUUGUCUUACAGUCAAGGGAUUGACCGAAAAAUUCAAGGAAAAGGACACUACAUACUCUGGUUCUGCAACCUUCAGUUAUGAGGCUUUCAUGUUGACUGUCUUACCAUUUCUCAUUGCCUGAGGAGUAAGCCUUGGUUCGAGCACGUUUGUUCAGUGUAAAGCUUGAGUUUUCUUUGGCCUUUUCUUUUGAUUUCCUUUAUGUUAGAAUCUAUUAAUGUAGCCUCAUCCUUAUCAAUGUUAUAAGUUAUGUUCUUUGUAUAAAUUAUGUAUCUUAAGUAUUCAAUGAUAGUUCUAUGAAUAUCUCAACUGUUUACCUGUUUC